Molecule: messenger RNA, 2655 nt
Organism: Drosophila teissieri
Lineage: Eukaryota; Metazoa; Arthropoda; Insecta; Diptera; Drosophilidae
Gene: Phf7
Exons: 4
Coding region: 409-2466 (685 amino acids)
Cellular component (GO): nucleus
Source: RefSeq, a predicted model, not a curated record
UCGAGGCAGCAGCAUCAACACAGCUCAGUGAAAAAAAACUGAAAUAAAAAUAUCAUACAUUUUUUUUUUUUACAAUUUCACAUCAAACCUUUUGAACCAAAUCAAACGCAUAAAGCAGUGUAUCUAACCAUUUUUCAAAAUUUUCCACAUAAAAUAUAUUUCUAUAACACAACGAGCAACAUUACAACUUGUGAAUUCCACUCUCUUUUGGCAGCAGUGAAUUCGUGUAAACACAAAUAAACCAAAGCAAAUCGCGCUGGUCUGGCAUCUCUGGCAGCAGGGUUGCCCCCGAUCAACUGACGUUCAUUGCGCGCGACAACAGUCAAUCGCUUCUCCGGGCUCCAGCGAGAUUUGUUUGUUUCGGCUGCCGCUGUUUAAGUUGAAGGAUUGGCCACCGGGAACGCAGCCAUGGUGGAGAAUUGCGUGCUGUGCCGCUGCAGCGAGCGGGACGAGUUGAUCUUCGGCACUGUGCACGUGAAGGACAAGAUGAUGGUGCACACCAACUGCUUGUACCUCAGCUCGAAUCUCGUCCAGCGCGGUGACAAGCGCUUGGGCAUACUGAACUUCCUCAAGGAGGACAUCGAAGCGGAAGUCAAGCGCUGCCGCACACUAGUGUGCUACUAUUGCCGCCGCCCGGGGGCCAACAUUGGGUGCUGCAAGUCGGGCUGCCGCCGCACCUUUCACACCAAAUGCGGCGUCGACAAUCUGGCCCAGAACCAGUUCAGCGACACGUACAGGUCGUACUGCCACCAGCAUGUGCUGAUGCAUCGCCGUCGUCCGGCGCUCGUGAAGGAGGAGGAAUGUGUCAUAUGCACGGAAGCCCUGAUCGGCGAGGGCGAGCGCUUCAGCGUGGUCACCUGUAUCUACGCGCCGUGCUGCCGCAAUGGAUGGUUCCACCGCAAGUGCCUGCAACGCUACGCUAACUCGGCGGGCUACUUCUUUAAAUGCCCGCUGUGCAACAACUUGGAGGUGUUCCGCAAGGUGGUUUUGAUGGGCAUCUCGGUGCUGAACCAAGACGCCACCUGGGAGACGGAGCCGAACGCCUUUGCAGAUCAGUUUCGUCGCGAUAUCAUUUGCACGGCCGUGAAGUGCGUUGCGGUGUCUGGUCGUGACGACACCUCCGCCAUGCUGCUGUACUGCAACAAUUGCGGCGCCAAUCCGUCGCACUUCCUUUGCACGGUCCAGAAUCACGAAACCUACGUGUGCCAUAUUUGCGCAGCUGUCUUGCCAAACCCAGUUCCCCAUGUCGAUUCGGACUCGGAUGACGGCGACUCAAUCGACGAAACCGACUUUCAGGCAGCCGUUGCAGAGUUAGCAGCGAACGAACAGGGUGAUCUUAUACACCAAAAGCUUUCCGGCUCCCUUUGGGAUGAUAGCGACUCCUCCGACAAUGACGACGAUGCCGUCUUUAAGCGCGCGGUCGACACCAAGCCGGAGGAGACCAACUCCGAUGACAAACCAUCAACUUCUGCGGCGGCACGCGCUUUAGCCCGCACCCGUUCAUCGCCGGCAGCGGCCGGAUCGUCGCUCGGUUCCCGCGCAACUCGUGGAUCCCGCACAACAGUUGAAUCACCGCGGGGAUCGCAAUCAACCGCUCUAAUCUUACGCGCAGCAGCGGCCGGAUCGUCGCUCGGUUCCCGCGCAAUUGCUGCGCCAACUCGUGGAUCCCGCACAACAGUGGAAUCACCGCGUGGAUCGCAAGCAACCACUCAAGUCUCACGCGCAGCAGCGGCCGGAUCGUCGCUCGGUUCCCGUGCAACUGCUGCGCCAACUCGUGGAUCCCGCACAACAGUUGAAUCACCGCGUGGAUCGCAAGCAACCACUCAAGUCUCACGCGCAGCAGCGGUUGGAUCGUCGCUCGGUUCCCGUGCAACUGCUGCGCCAACUCGUGGAUCCCGCACAACAGUUGAAUCACCGCGUGGAUCGCAAGCAACCACUCAAGUCUCACGCGCAGCAGCGGCCGGAUCGUCGCUCGGUUCCCGCGCAACUGCUGCGCCAACUCGUAGAUCCCGCACACCAGUUGUAUCACCGCGUGGAUCACGCCCAUCACGCACCUCGGUCGCAGUGCCGCCUCGCGCUACUACUACAACUGCUGGAUCCUCAUCCACACCGACACUCGACAACCAGGAAAACACUGAGCCGUCCACAUCGAGCGUGCGUCGUUCCCUGCGCCCUAGACGCACCAUGCCAGCCAGAAUCGCAGAGCACAAGGAGUCGGAUAGCGAGGAUAGCGAUGGCGCGACUGUGGCGAAGAGGCGCCGCCUUUCGCCCACCGCUACUGAGCCGUCGACAGACAGACGUCUAUUGCGCUCCAUCACGCCGGAGCCGAGCACUCAAGCUCGACGCACCUUGCGUCGCCGCACUUUGGCCAACGUGCAUCCCACAUACACCAACAUGGAUGUAUCCUGUGUGGCCAACAGGACCCGCAACCGCUUGCCCAACCACUUGGCCACCCGCAAGGAUUAGGAGAACAGACGACAUUACGACAGCUGACACUUGCACAUUCCAUGUACAGAACAUCGACUAGGCUGUGGACCAAAUGCGUGCGUUUGGUGCGCAGCUGCUUCCCAUUGUAGUUUUAUUUUUUAGCAUGUGAAGAGCGUCUGUACAUAUAUUCCAUUAAAUACCUGUUCUCCUACCUGCAUUCGCUAAUAA